Venustampulla echinocandica is the source of this 615-nucleotide messenger RNA. RefSeq lists its product as uncharacterized. Lineage: Eukaryota; Fungi; Ascomycota; Leotiomycetes; Helotiales; Pleuroascaceae. The transcript has 2 exons. Gene Ontology annotation, molecular function: RNA binding; RNA nuclease activity. Bases 1 to 615 code for a protein of 204 amino acids. The record is from RefSeq and is a predicted model, not a curated record.
AUGUUUUCACCGAGAGCUGUUGUAACUAUCUUGCUCCUGGUCAGCACCAACCUUACUGGUUUUGCGAGCGCCUACCCUACCGAUGAUAUAUCUAGCCGUGAGGUCGGUUAUGUCGAGCCCAUCACUAUCCCACUUGACAUCGAGGCACAGCUCCAAACCCGAAAGCCGGAGACGGAGGGUUUCGGAUUGCCUGAGGACCAAAUGCUCCAGACGAGGGCCCUGAGCAUCAGAAUCGCCCCGGGAAAGCCUUCUGCUUCUGCGAAUUGCCCAGCGACGUACAAUGGUCCAGGCAGGAACUACCAAGCGCGUGUGUACACAGUGAAUCAGAUCACGGCAGCCAUGACGGCUGGCGCACAAUUGCUUGCAAACAAUAAGCAAACUGGCGCACAAAAAUACCCGCAUGACUUCAUGAACCUGGAGAGGCUCAGAUUUGCCUGUGGAAAAUCGAAGCAGGAGUUUCCCAUUCAGCCGGACAAUCGUGUCUACAAUGGCGGAUCUGUCAAUGACGUCCCAGAUCGUGUUAUUUUCGAGUACAAGAAGACUAAAACGGACCUGCUAAUCACUUAUUGUGGAGUCAUACGCCACGGCCCCCGCACAGAUUUCCUCAACUGCUAG